Daktulosphaira vitifoliae (grape phylloxera) is the source of this 522-nucleotide messenger RNA. Its product is annotated as 5'-AMP-activated protein kinase subunit gamma-2-like. NCBI's taxonomy places the organism in Eukaryota, Metazoa, Arthropoda, Insecta, Hemiptera, Phylloxeridae. The record is from RefSeq and is a predicted model, not a curated record. The transcript is spliced from 4 exons. The annotation marks the transcript as partial.
AAGGCGCUCUACUUCGUAGAAGUUCACUUGAUCCUGAAACUCGUCGUUUAUCUCUUGGUACUAUAUCUAGUUCCAGAAAAAGUUCAGACGGCUUACUAGAUCCUACACACGCGGCCAUAUUGUUUAGAGAUUCUAGAGGGCUCCCAGUAGCCGACCCGUUUCUCGAAAAAGUCAAAAUCACUGAUCUGGCCGAAGAUGAAAGUCAGAUAUUUGUGAAAUUUUUCCGUUUUCACAAGUCUUAUGAUCUCAUACCGACUAGUGCAAAAUUAGUCGUAUUUGACACACAGUUGAUUGUUAAAAAAGCGUUCUUCGCUCUUGUUUACAAUGGCGUGCGAGCAGCUCCACUAUGGGACAACAAACGUCAAAAAUUUGUGGGCAUGCUAACCAUUACUGAUUUUAUUAGAAUAUUACAAAAAUAUUACUCCUCGCCUUCUUCAAGCAUGGAAGAACUAGAAGAACAUAAAUUGGACACUUGGAGAAAUGAACUUCAUGAGGAGCGACCUCAAGAAUUAAUAUCCAUUG